Rotaria sordida is the source of this 879-nucleotide messenger RNA. The record is from the annotation of a GenBank genome assembly. NCBI's taxonomy places the organism in Eukaryota, Metazoa, Rotifera, Eurotatoria, Philodinida, Philodinidae.
AUGAAUGAUUUUAUGAUUCAUUUAGCUGAUAAAAUAUGGCCAGAAGGAAAACGAUAUGUUUUUUGUUAUGAUGCUCAAAUAAAUGAGAAAAGUGAUAUAAAAAGUUGUCAUGCUAAAGAUGGUAAUCCAUUUGGACCAUUUUGGUCAUAUUUUAAUAUUGAUUUUGAUGGUGAUGUUUUUUUUCAACCACUUUUUUAUGAUAUUAUUAAUCCAAAUGGUUGGAAUACAAAAUAUCCAUCAACAAAAUAUCCUGUUCUUGCAUUUAGUGGACCACCAGGAACUGAUCAACGUAAUGUUCCUAUAGCAAAAUAUUUUAUUUAUUCAAAUUAUAUUCAAGAACAAGCAGAGAAUUUUCUAAAUAAACAUCAAAUAUCACCAGAUACUUUACUAGCUAUACAUUUAAGAAAUGGAAUAGAUUUCGAACGAGCAUGUACAUAUGCAAGUGAAAAAUCGAAUUUUUUUGCAUCUGCACAAUGUCUUGGUUAUAAUCUUGAAAAAGGUAUUAAAUUAACACAUGAUAUAUGUUAUCCAUCUGAAGAUAUGAUUUUACAACAAACUGAAAAAAUGAUUCAAAAAUCAAAAUUAACUGUUUUAUAUAUAGCUGCUGAUGGAAAUCAUAUGUUAGAUAAAUUUCAAAAACAUUUUAUGAAAAAAUAUGAUAUAAAAAUUAUUAAAUAUGAACGAUCAUCAAAUCAAAGUGAAGGUGAAGCAGCACAUAUAGAUUUAUAUAUAUUAAGUAUUGCAAAAAAUGCAAUUGUUAAUUGUCCAUCAACAUUUUCAGCAUUUGCAAAACGACAACGAGAUAGAUUUGAUAAAUCAACAGAUUUUUGGGGUAUUGAUAAUGAUAAAUUAAUCAAUGAACAAAAUUCUGAUCUUUAG